CGCUGUGGUAAAAAAACUGAGACAGUCGCGACGGCGCGCUCGUUUCAAGCAGACGUUUACUCCGAUUUCCUCUCAGCCAAGCUACCGUUGUGUGCGCUGCGCCGCUGUUGCUAACGUUGUUGUUGUGAUACACUCUUUCCUUUGGACGCUCCCGCAAUUUUUGACGUUUUUUUUCGUGUGUUCUUUAGUGUUGAUCCAACAAGAAGAAGAAUCGAAAGCGAGAAGAAGCAAAAACAAACUGCGAUUGCAGCACAAAAGCAACGAAGAGUAAAGACGAAAAAACCCCCAGAAGAAAUCAUUUCGUUUCGAUAAAUAAGAAAAGACAGGAAGCAACAAAAUGUCUCCAAAAGCGCUAAAUGUGCGGGUCACGACAAUGGACGCGGAACUGGAGUUCGCCAUCCAGUCUACGACGACUGGCAAACAAUUGUUUGACCAGGUGGUGAAGACGAUCGGCCUGCGAGAGGUUUGGUUCUUUGGACUCCAGUACACCGACUCAAAGGGCGACUCCACAUGGAUCAAGCUGUACAAAAAGCCCGAAUCACCGGCCAUAAAGACCAUAAAGUAUUUAAAGCGUGUAAAGAAGUAUGUGGACAAAAAGACAGCCGACAGCAAUGGAGUAAAUCAGGCGGAUACGAGCGAAGAGGAUGACGACGCCGAUGAUAUGACUGGAUCAAUGCCGUUUUCGACAUGGGUUAUGAACCAGGACGUGAAGAAGGAGAAUCCCUUGCAGUUCAGAUUCCGUGCCAAAUUCUAUCCCGAGGACGUGGCCGAGGAGCUGAUCCAGGACAUCACCCUGCGCCUGUUCUACCUGCAGGUGAAGAAUGCCAUACUGACCGACGAGAUCUACUGUCCGCCGGAGACAUCCGUGCUGCUCGCCUCGUACGCCGUGCAGGCGCGUCACGGUGACCACAACAAGACCACCCACACAGCCGGCUUCCUGGCCAACGAUCGUCUGCUGCCGCAGCGCGUCAUCGACCAACACAAGAUGUCCAAGGACGAGUGGGAGCAGUCGAUCAUGACCUGGUGGCAGGAGCACCGCAGCAUGCUGCGCGAAGAUGCCAUGAUGGAGUAUCUGAAGAUCGCCCAGGAUCUGGAGAUGUACGGCGUCAACUACUUUGAGAUCCGCAACAAGAAGGGCACGGACCUCUGGCUGGGCGUGGACGCCCUGGGCCUCAACAUUUACGAGCAGGACGACAGGCUGACGCCGAAGAUCGGCUUCCCGUGGUCCGAGAUCCGCAACAUCUCCUUCUCGGAGAAGAAGUUCAUCAUCAAGCCGAUCGACAAGAAGGCGCCGGACUUUAUGUUCUUCGCGCCGCGCGUCCGCAUCAACAAGCGCAUCCUGGCCCUCUGCAUGGGCAACCACGAGCUGUACAUGCGUCGCCGCAAGCCGGACACCAUCGAUGUGCAGCAAAUGAAGGCGCAGGCGCGCGAGGAGAAGAAUGCCAAACAGCAGGAGCGUGAGAAGCUGCAGCUGGCGCUGGCCGCUCGCGAACGCGCUGAGAAGAAGCAGCAGGAGUACGAGGAUCGGCUGAAGCAGAUGCAGGAGGAUAUGGAGCGCUCGCAGCGCGACCUGCUCGAGGCCCAGGACAUGAUCCGUCGGCUGGAGGAGCAGCUGAAGCAGCUGCAGGCCGCCAAGGAUGAGCUGGAGCUGCGCCAAAAGGAGCUGCAGGCGAUGCUGCAGCGCCUCGAGGAGGCCAAGAACAUGGAGGCCGUCGAGAAGCUCAAGCUCGAGGAGGAGAUCAUGGCCAAGCAGAUGGAGGUGCAGCGCAUCCAGGACGAGGUCAAUGCCAAGGACGAGGAGACCAAGCGCCUGCAGGACGAGGUGGAGGACGCCCGACGCAAGCAGGUCAUUGCGGCCGAAGCCGCCGCCGCUCUGCUGGCCGCAUCGACCACGCCGCAGCACCACCACGUCGCCGAGGACGAGAACGAGAACGAGGAGGAGCUGACGAACGGCGAUGCCGGCGGCGAUGUGUCGCGCGACUUGGACACCGACGAGCAUAUCAAGGACCCCAUCGAGGACAGACGCACGCUGGCCGAGCGCAACGAGCGCUUGCACGAUCAGCUCAAGGCCCUGAAACAGGAUCUGGCGCAGUCGCGCGACGAGACGAAAGAGACGGCAAACGACAAGAUCCAUCGCGAGAACGUGCGCCAGGGACGUGACAAGUACAAGACGCUCCGCGAGAUCCGCAAGGGUAACACAAAGCGUCGUGUCGAUCAGUUCGAAACAUGUAAGGCUAUAGCCCUAUAGCUAUUGCGGCCAGAUCGAAAGAUCGAACGAGCGAGAGGUAUAUAGAGCGCCUGCGCGAGAGGAAGAGAGAUGGAGGGAGAUGGAGUCUCCAGAAAGAAAAAGAUAAAGAUAUAACUACAACAAGAGAAGAUAAUGAUGAUUGAUGAUUAUGAUUAUGAUGAUAAUGAUGAUGAAGAAGCAACAAAUAUAAUUCCGGUCGCUGGCAAAGCCUAUUGCUAUUAUCCCCCCAGCGACGUCCCUUUUUCCACCCACAAGAACUUCCUGCCUCCUAAAGUGAAUUGAGAAGAGAGCCACAAGUAUAAUGGAUAUACUUUGUUUGACCGCCGUUUUCCCUUUUGUCUCUGAGCUUGUAUAGAAAAAUCAAGGAAAAAUGAAAAUAUUUGAAAUGAAGAAAUUCAGCCAAACAGUCAGACACACUCAUCAAUAUAAAUAUAUAAAGUGUAUAAACGACAAAUACGGCCAGGACAAGUACCAUCUAUAAGGACAAUCAGCAAAUGAAAGGAUAAAGCUAUCGGAAAAUAUGUCAAAAUCCAAACAGAAACAAUAGAAAAUAUACAUUUCUCCUUUUCCCAAUGGAUUCAUAGAGAAAAUGGAACGAAUAGUAAUAGAUAUUGAAAAUCAACAACAACCAACAAACAACAGCAACAAAACAACAAAACAAACAGCUAUUUGCAUUUUCCCCCGUUAUAAUUAUUAUUUUUAUUAUUAUAUAAUUAAUAUUUUUUUUUAAAUUUGUAUAAUUAAAUAAGAACUUGAUUAAUUGUUUCUUAAAUUAACUUGAGAGAGAGCAACAAACAAAAAGAGAAAAAAUAUAUUACAUAAAAUAUUUUUCUUUAAUCUAUUUUUGUUUUGAAAGAAAAAUGAUUCUUAAAAAAACUGAGAAAACAAACAACAAAAAAACUAUUGUGAAAAACCAAACAAAACGUUUUUAAAUUAAACAAUAAAAAUGUAA
Molecule: messenger RNA, 3200 nt
Organism: Drosophila gunungcola (fruit fly)
Lineage: Eukaryota; Metazoa; Arthropoda; Insecta; Diptera; Drosophilidae
Gene: Moe
Product: moesin/ezrin/radixin homolog 1
Exons: 9
Coding region: 338-2248 (636 amino acids)
Biological process (GO): positive regulation of protein localization to early endosome; regulation of cell shape; positive regulation of early endosome to late endosome transport
Cellular component (GO): cytoskeleton; microvillus; filopodium
Molecular function (GO): actin binding; cell adhesion molecule binding
Source: RefSeq, a predicted model, not a curated record